Messenger RNA from Camarhynchus parvulus, 1039 nucleotides. It is a transcript of the gene CDK20, whose product is annotated as cyclin dependent kinase 20. Bases 16 to 1035 code for a protein of 339 amino acids. NCBI's taxonomy places the organism in Eukaryota, Metazoa, Chordata, Aves, Passeriformes, Thraupidae. The transcript is spliced from 9 exons. Gene Ontology annotation, biological process: protein phosphorylation. Gene Ontology annotation, cellular component: nucleus. The record is from RefSeq and is a predicted model, not a curated record. Gene Ontology annotation, molecular function: ATP binding; cyclin-dependent protein serine/threonine kinase activity.
CGGAGCCGGCCCACAAUGCCCCGCGGCAUGGAGCAGUACAUCGUGCUGGGCCGCAUCGGGGAGGGCGCGCACGGCGUCGUGUUCAAGGCCAAGCACCGCGAGACCGGGGAGCUGGUGGCUCUCAAGAAGGUGCCGCUGCGGCGCCCCGAGGAGGGGCUGCCCCCACAGACCCUGCGCGAGAUCAAGGCCCUGCGCGAGAUGGAGGCCCACCCCCACGUGAUCCGGCUCCGUGCCGCCUUCGCCCAGGGCCCGGCCGUGGUUCUGGCGCUCGAGCUGCUCGUUGGGGACCUGGGGGGGCUCCUGCGGGCGGCGGCGCCGCGCCGCCCGGUGAGGGGCCCUGCUGCCCCCGGCCUGGGGGAGGGCCGCUGCUGGCCAGGGCUGGGCCACGUACACGGCCAGCACCUCAUGCACAGGGACCUCAAGCCGGCCAAUCUGCUGCUGGACAGCGCCGGGCGCCUCAAGCUGGCGGAUUUCGGGCUGGCGCGGCUGCUGGGCCCCCCCUCGGGCCGCCCCUACAGCCACCAGGUGGCCACCAGGUGGUACCGAGCGCCCGAGCUGCUCUACGGCGCGCGGCACUACGACGAGGGCGUGGACCUGUGGGCCGUGGGCUGCAUUUUCGGGGAGCUGCUGACGCUGUCGCCGCUGUUCCCGGGGGAGAACGACAUCGAGCAGCUGUGCUGCGUGCUCAGGGCGCUGGGAACGCCCAGCCCCAGGGACUGGCCGGAGCUGUCGCAGCUGCCGGAUUUCCCCAAGCUGCGGUUCCGGCCGCGGGCGGCGCCGCCGCUGCAGCUGCUGGUGCCGGGCGCUGACCCCGCUGCGCUGGACCUGCUGCAGCAGCUGCUGCAGUACCGGGCACGGCUGCGCCCGCGGGCACACCAGGCCCUGCUGCACCCUUUCUUCUUUGGGCCGCAGGAGCUGAGCCCGCCCCCGCCCCCGGGGGGGCCGCGGCCGCCCCCCGAGUUCAGCCUGGACACGGCGCUGGAGCUGCCCCCCCGGGGGGCCCUGAGACCCCUCCCCAGCCCGGGGGAGCCCUGAGAGA